Molecule: messenger RNA, 459 nt
Organism: Gamsiella multidivaricata
Lineage: Eukaryota; Fungi; Mortierellomycota; Mortierellomycetes; Mortierellales; Mortierellaceae
Exons: 4
Coding region: 1-459 (152 amino acids)
Source: RefSeq, a predicted model, not a curated record
AUGCUCCCCUUACUCUCUUUCUCUCUCCACUCCCUCCCUGACAUCGUCUCACUCGACCCUUCCACUUCCUUCUUCGUCGUCAACGGAUGGCCCUACCCCACCCAGAAAUACCCUCUCGCUCAGAUGGAAAACGAAGCUACUUUUGCGCGUGUCCUCUUGGAUAAAGAGCACCAACGUCUCGGCAAUAUCAGGCCUAGCAAUGCUCCCCAUCUAGGCGUCAAGGGAGAGAGAGAGCUCGCCGCAAGGAUCCUGGCCCUAAGCUGGACACAUGCAAAGGGACGAGUGCGCAAUGAGUUCAAGGUAGUGGUGGAGCGGGUAGCGAGGAGUGGAAGAGAUCAAGAGGUGGCACAAGAGGAGCGUGGGGGAGGUAAUGGGGAGCUGCGCAAGAACCAACGCGAACUUGGACUAUCAUCCAGAUCAGGAUCGCGCUUGGGUCGCGCUCAAAGAGAUGAUAUAUAG